UUGGACUGAUGGUCAUCAGUCCCACCACGUGUAAAUUCUUGUGAACAAAAUCAAUCGUAUUAUUUCACGCUGAUCCUGUUUGUUGAAGUGUGACUCGACCAAUUUUACGCCAUACAUUACUGUACAAACUCGACGAGUAUGAUCGUGUUACUGCUGCUGUAUUGUUAUUUACCUAAUGUGUGGACUCAAAAAAAUGUUGUGCCUAAUGGUUUGGGAGGAACACCUGUCAACAGAACCCGCGACUUUUUAUACUACCAUGAAGACUUGGAGUCACGAGGAUUAGAUGCUGCAAAUCAUGACUUCGAUUGGAGGAUCUGGGGCGGAGACGUCGUGUCCAUAAAGAAGGCACCGUACGCCGUGCUGUACGGCUGGGUCUGCACCGGCUCACUCAUCUCGCCCAACUGGGUGCUCACUGCUGCUCAUUGCCUAGAAAGCGAUUUCAUACUUGCCGGUUCGGAGUUUCGAAAUAAAGCCAAGCGAUACGCCAUUCAAAAACUUGUCUACCACCCGGGAUGGUUUGCUGAAAAAACUAAUCAUCAUGAUAACGAUUUCCUGCUGUUGGAGCUGGCCGAUCCUGUGCCUGUCACUGAAUACACGAGGCCUAUCGCACUCGGGUUCCACAAGGACUUGAAUGCGGGACAACCGGUAGUUGUGAGUGGAUGGGGUUACCCGUUUUACAAGUUCAACGUCUCGCGCGCAGACACGUUCUCGGCGGAACGACUGCGUCAGGCUUGGAUGACGCUGGUCAGCUUCGACGAGUGCAUGACGCAUUUGCUUCCCUACUACAAUGCGGAGUUCCACGAAAUGUCAGAACUGACCCUGCGCAUGUCCUGCGCUCUGGGCAACAGGCCAGCUUCGGGUGUUUGUUUUGGUGACUCCGGUGGUCCAGUAGUGGCGAACAACAGGCUGGUGGGGUUGAACUCGUGGGUGGUGCACUGUGAGCCACUGCUGAUGUUCGCCAACGUGCAUGUCGUCAUGAACUGGGUCUUGACAACUGCUGGACUUUAGACUGUGGGGCCGGCAGAACUGCUUUCAGCUUUGCAUAGAAUAUUCGUUUUUAAUACUCUUAACAAGAUUCAUUUUUAACACGAUAAGGGAGAUCGCAGAUGACAGACUUUUUGUGGCAUGGCCGCGCCUUAGCAUCAUCAUGCAUACAUGUAAUUCAAUUCAAUUUCUUUAUUUGCAAAAUGUGAGUUAGUACUUAAAGAUGUUAGUAGAUUUCACAAUGGUAUCAUCACAUUUGCCCAACUGGGCAUGCAAAUGUUUAGCUUAUAAACUACAAUAUAAUAAUAUGAAAUAUUACUAUU
Aricia agestis (brown argus) is the source of this 1307-nucleotide messenger RNA. Its product is annotated as trypsin-7-like. NCBI's taxonomy places the organism in Eukaryota, Metazoa, Arthropoda, Insecta, Lepidoptera, Lycaenidae. Bases 139 to 1008 code for a protein of 289 amino acids. Gene Ontology annotation, biological process: proteolysis. The record is from RefSeq and is a predicted model, not a curated record. Gene Ontology annotation, molecular function: serine-type endopeptidase activity. The transcript has 6 exons.